Adineta ricciae is the source of this 1509-nucleotide messenger RNA. NCBI's taxonomy places the organism in Eukaryota, Metazoa, Rotifera, Eurotatoria, Adinetida, Adinetidae. The record is from the annotation of a GenBank genome assembly.
AUGAUGGCAGAAGCGAAUAUGAAGGCAUUUGCAAUCUCAAUUCUAAUUUUGUUUAGCCUUACUUUUGUAUUCUAUAAUAUUUAUUCAAUUUCAUCAUUCCAACAAGAAAAUGUCGAGAUCAAUGAUGAUUAUGAACGAGGAUUUAUUUCUAAAUCGCUUUAUAAUCAAUUAUAUUCUUAUAUUCAAUCACGAAACAGUACGUUUGGUCAAAUUGGAAAACGAUUGAUGAUAGAAAAUGGAACAGUUUUCACGUUACCAACAAAGAACGAUUAUAUUGACUUUCUGAACAAGUCUCAAUCGAUAUUUUAUCCAUAUUCAACAUGGAAAUGCUCAAAUACAUCAAAUACAGAUGAAAAUGCACGAGAAUAUUGUUUGUUAACCAACAUUUAUUACGAUUCGAAACUUGAUCGAUAUUAUUUUUACACAAAUUCAUCAGAUAGCCAUCACUAUCGAAAUACAUUUCAAACACCAUCCGAUGUUAUUUUUCUCAAUCGUAUCGACAAUUUAACAUCUUUAAGAAGUUCGAUUUCAUCGAUUUUAACUCGAUCGUUGUUAAUAUCAGAUCCUCCUGAUUUGAAUUAUAUGCAUGGUUUUAUCGAAGCAUGUGCAGUUCGCUUUUGGGUUUUAUCAGAAUGUCAAUCUCAUUCAACAUUUAUAAAUCCAAACCAAAUUCAAAUUUAUUAUCAAUCAACAAUGUUCAAAAUUCACGAUGGAAAUUGGAAACAAUAUGAACAACAAUCCGAUGGAACAUAUCAACCAAAACGUCCAUGGGAAAGAAUUCUUCACUCGAUCUUUUCAGUUUAUCCAUUGUUAAUUCAUCGUUCAUUCAAUGAUACAAUUGUGUUGUUCAAAUAUUUGUUAUUUCCAGGUCGACAAACGAGUCGAUCAGUAGCAUGGGGAUAUACACAUCCUUAUCGACAUUUUCCAUCGUAUCCUUUGCCUACUGAACAUUAUCGUCGUGCUUAUUUAGCUUAUUCCGAAUGGAUUUUGUAUCAUUUAAAUUUAAAAUCAAAAUUUCAAUUAACAAACGUACAGAAUGAUUUACAAAAGAAAAAUCAAGAGGAAACUAUUCCAUUUUGUCUCAAUCAAACAUGUUCGAAUAUUCAAUUAGAAAAUUAUACAGGCGAAUGGAUCGUAGUUUUAAAUCGUUAUGAUACGAAUAUUCGUCGAAUAAAUAAUGGAAAACAAUUAGUUAAAGCAUUGUUGAACGUUUUUCCUGAACAUUCAAAUCCAUAUUUACGCGUUUGGCCAAAAGAAUUUGAUUUCAAUGAUAAUUUCUAUGAAUCAGUUCAUAUGUCACGUUCAAUUCGUAUAUUAAUUGCUGUUCAUGGCGCUGGAUUAGCCAAUAUGAUUUUUAUGAGACCAGGAACGAUUCUUUUUGAAAUUAAUCCAUAUGGUUGUCGUCAUUUACCAUUUUAUUAUCGUCGAUGGGCAGAAAUUUUUCAUCUUCAACAUGCUUUAUGGAUUCCAUCGGCAAGUGAACGUGGUUUCCAAGAUAAUUCAUGUUGA